CAAGACGAUGAUGCGAGUAUCCGUGCCCUUUUUUACGCAGUAAAAGAAUUGGCGCUCUGUGUGUGCUAGGUUUCGUUUUUCGAAGAAAAAAGGAUUUGCACGAAAAGGUUUUGAUGGUCGUCCUUUUCAAAACCAUGAGACGAGACGCAUCAAGCAAGCAUGUUCGUCGAAAUCCAUUUGGGCCGCGAACRAAUACAUUUCUUCCUGAACAAUCCAGAAAAAGCGUUCAUUGUUUCAAGUUUUUAAUAAURUUUCUAGCACGYCUUCCGGGAAGAAUCGCAAUUCAAACAGCCRUUGUUUAUUGUAUUGUAUGACGCUAGCGAGUUCCAACGCAAGUGUAGCUUUCGUUGUUAGUUUUGGUUUUCGAAACGGGUAUCCUCACAAAGCAUAGAGCUUGCCGUAUCCGACGGCAAAUACAAACGCUCGGCGUUCAAUUUUGGAAAUGCAAUGUAGCACGACACGGUACUACCAAGUACGCAGUGUUAUGUUUCGUUAAUUGCCUCCGAACGGCCACCAAGACGAUCCACCCGAGGGUUCCUCCUKCGUAUUGCUAAAGGACGUCGAAGAAUCGUUCGUGGAAAACGUAGUGGGGGUAUCGAACGGRUCGCCCGUUGUGUUCGAGGUCGAGGCGCUCGACGGCGGCGGCGCGGACGUCGCCGGCGGGGGUGCCGUUGGGCCGCCGAUUCCGGCGGGGAAUAGCCCCCCCUGUGUGGGCGGCGCCGUGGGGUCGUAUCGUUGCUGGUCGGCGAUCAUCUGGUCGGGACUCGGUGGUGCAAACAUCUUCCCGAGCAUGAUUCCCAUCCCCUCGAUCAGCGCCAGCAGGACRCCGCCCACCAUUGCGGCACUGGCCGCGGCCUGGGGCCCCGCCCGGAGCGCAAGUGUGCCACCGGUGGCGGCACCGCUGAUGAUGGAAUUCCACGGGUCUUCCUUUUGCCGAACGGCGGUCAGCGAGCAAUCGUAGCACGCAAAGAUGCCCCCCCAUAUGGCGAACUGCCCCCCCAGAACGGGCGCCCGCGCCUGGAUGGCGGACAGGGAUCCCGCGAGGCGGGCCCCGGCGGGGGCCAUUCGGGCGCCCUUGAUGGAGUGCCAGAGGCCUCCUCCGAUGUUGCCCAUGCAAAAGGCACCGCCCACGUCGUCGAUUAUCCUCCAC
Molecule: messenger RNA, 1150 nt
Organism: Pseudo-nitzschia multistriata
Lineage: Eukaryota; Bacillariophyta; Bacillariophyceae; Bacillariales; Bacillariaceae
Source: the annotation of a GenBank genome assembly